GUUGGGGACCGUAGGCGCGAGUGUCAAGGCGUUUUCACUAUUGGUAAACGCUCAUUUUCCCCAAUUAAAAUGUCCGACAAGGCUCCCGUCACCGUCCGCACGCGCAAGUUCCUCCGCAACGCGCUCCUCGCGCGUCGCCAGAUGCUCGUCGACGUCCUCCACCCGGGCCGCGCCAACGUCCCCAAGGCCGAGCUCCAGGAGAAGAUCGCCAAGAUGUACAAGAUCGCCGACACCAACACGGUCUUCCUCUACGGCUUCCGCACGGCCUUCGGCGGUGGCAAGUCGUCGGGCUUCUGCCUCAUCUACGACACGGUCAACGAUGCCAAGAAGUUCGAGCCCAAGUACCGCCUCAUCCGCCAAGGCCUCAAGGACAAGGUCGAGACCUCGCGCAAGCAGAUCAAGGAGUCGAAGAACCGCGGCAAGAAGGUCCGUGGUGUCGGCCGCCGUAUCGCUCGCCACAAGGCCGCCAAGGCCAACAAGUAAGCGUUCGUUUGAUCCGAUUCGCUACCUGGGGAGCCCGAUCGUUUACUGUUGGGAGCGUUGCCGCGGUAUGCUCACUUGUGUCAUUCUAUCGUAUUUGAUAACAUGAUGUGGUCGACCGCAGUGACAACCUA
This is a messenger RNA of Saprolegnia parasitica CBS 223.65, 614 nucleotides long. RefSeq lists its product as hypothetical. The record is from RefSeq and is a predicted model, not a curated record. The transcript is spliced from 2 exons. The coding region runs from base 70 to 483 and encodes 137 amino acids. Gene Ontology annotation, biological process: translation. NCBI's taxonomy places the organism in Eukaryota, Oomycota, Saprolegniomycetes, Saprolegniales, Saprolegniaceae. Gene Ontology annotation, cellular component: ribosome. Gene Ontology annotation, molecular function: structural constituent of ribosome.